CCGCAUCAACGACUUCUUCAGAGGGCACGGCGGGACCGCAAUGGCAACAUCGCUAUACCCUUCUGUAUUUUUCGCCCAGGUUACGCUGUGCGCCCUUGCUCAGCACGUGUCAUUCACACCGAAGAAUGACAACAGCAGCCUGGAUCUACCAACAGUGAACUCCGACUGGCCAAUCCCGUGGACGCAGCACAUGACGUCACCGGAAUCCAACUUCUUGGAAACAACGCCCCCUGCUCAAGCAUAUAAAAACAACCGCAUCAACGACUUCUUCAGAGGGCACGGCGGGACCGCAAUGGCAACAUCGCUAUACCCUUCUGUAUUUUUCGCCCAGGUUGGUGGCAAACACUUUUAUACCAGCUUUCGUAGCGAUUGUAGAGGAAUUGUGGUUCUGCCGUGCCCGGCGACUUGUGCAUGUCUUUUUGUGGACGCAUGGACGGUCAUUUUGAUUCUUCUUGCGGGGGAUGUUGAGCAGAAUCCCGGGCCUAAUACAGACGAUCUCAUAAAAAUGAUGAACACUAUGCUUGCUUCCCAGGAAGAAUUGAAAAAAAAAAUCGAAAAUUUAGCUACUGCUCACGAUAAGCUAGAAUCUACGGUUAAUGCCCGAAUGGACGAUGUUAUGGUAGCAAUAAAAAAACAGAAAGUAGAGAUCAAGGCACUGCAGACUGAAGUUACAGCGUUGAAAGGUAAUCUUCAACUACACCAAAGGCGUCUAAAUGAUUUAGAAGAUAGAAGCAGACGCCGCAAUCUUGUUAUUUUUGGUUUUCCUGAACCGGAUCGUGAAAAUGCUACAGAAUUCAGAAAGAAGAUAAUCGAGGAACUGAUAGGAGAUAAACUCGGAGUGGUUGUUAACUCUGUGGAAAGAGUACAUAGGGUUGGGAAAAAAUGCCACGAUAAAGUGCGACCGGUAAUAAUGAAUUUUUUUGACUACAACGAGAAGCUUAAAGUGUUAAAAAACUGUCACAAACUGAAAGGAACAAAAAUCUCGGUAAACCAUGACUUCUGCAAGGCCACUAUAGCAAAGCGCAGCAAACUAUGGUCUCAUUCCAAUGAUUUUAGGGCGCAAGGUCGCAAAGUAUCGCUCGAUUACGAUAAGCUGAGAGUGGACGAUGAUAUAUACGAAUGGGAUGAGCAGAAGGAUUGCCUGAAAUGUAUCCGCCCGCAACGUAACCGCGACGAAUGACCCGAUCACAAACAAUUGCGAGUUGUUCUCCUUAAUUCUAGGAGCAUUGUCAAUAAAGUUCACGAGCUUGAAGAAAUCAUAUUUACCUAUGAUCCCCAAAUCAUAGCAAUUACAGAGACCUGGCUA
This is a messenger RNA of Rhipicephalus microplus (southern cattle tick), 1306 nucleotides long. RefSeq lists its product as uncharacterized. The record is from RefSeq and is a predicted model, not a curated record. Lineage: Eukaryota; Metazoa; Arthropoda; Arachnida; Ixodida; Ixodidae.